AUGUCACUUGAUCAUGAUAUAUAUAAUGGUGUGGAAUUAGAGAAAUUUGUUUGUUCAAAAGAAGGUUUUCGUAACAAAAAAUAUCUCAAAAGGGAAUAUAGAAUUCAAGCACCAUCAGAUGAGACAAGAGUGGGAUGCAAAGCCAUGAUUUAUGUGUCCAAGAAAGAUAAUGACAAAUGGUUAAUUUCUAUAUUAAUAAAAAAUCACACUCAUAAGUUUGUUAUUCUAAAAAGUGCUCAAUUUUUACGUGUUCACAAAAAAAAGACAAGAGUUCAACGAAAUUUAAUUGAUGUACUUGAUGAUUUAGGAAUUCGUUCUAGUAAAAUCAUGUUAGUUUUAGCUACUGAAUUAGGUGGCAUGGAUACGUCGAAGAAUCCAGGAUUCUUUUAUGCAAUACAAAUGGAUGCAGAAGGUCAACUAGCGAAUUGCUUUUGGGCUGAUUUUAGGUCCAGAAUGACAUAUAAGUAUUUUGGUGAUGUUGUAGCUUUUGACCCAACUUAUCUAAUAAAUAAGUAUAAAAUGCCUUUUGUUCCUUUCACUGGAGUUAAUCACCAUUACCAAUCCAUUUUAUUUGGUUGUGUUUUAUUGUGGGAUGAGACAAAGGAAACAUUUGUUUGGCUAUUGAACACUUGGUUAGAAGCAAUGUUUGGAUAUCAUCCAAAAACAAUCAUUACAGAUCAAGAUGCAGCUAUAACUAAUGUAGUUGCAAAGAGAAGUGAGAGUAUGAACAAGUAUUUCAAAGAUUAUGUUAACUCAAGCACUUUGAUGAGUAAGUUCGUCAUUCAGUAUAAAAAAGCCCUUGAUGCAAGAUACAACAAAAAUAGGGAGAAAAUUUUCAAAUCAAUCAAUUCUAAGUCAAUUUUAAAGACAUUUUAUCCAAUGAAAAAAGAAGCUUUGGAGUAUGUUACAAAAAAGAUCACUGUAAAUGAGCAAGUGUUCCGUUACAGAGUGCAUGAAUUUGACAAAGAGAAGCCUGAAUAUAUUGUGACAUUUGUUUCCUUGUCAGCAACUACAACUUGUUCAUGUCACAUGUUUGAAUUUGUAGGCAUCCUUUGCAGGCAUCAAUUGACAAUUUUGAUUAAAAAAAUGCAUUCAUUACCUGAUCAAUAUGUUUUAAAAUGGUGGACAAGAGAUGCUAAAAAAGGAGAAGUAGAAAGCAUUUUAGAUGAACAACAUGAUAGUGCUCCAAAGUCUUCAAUGAUAUUGUUUAAUAAUGUCAUUAUUCAUUCUAUGGAGCUUUCAAAAAAAGCUUCAAGAUUUCAAAAACAUUAUGAUAUGGCAAUUGAAGGUUUGCAACGGUUAUUUGAAGAGCUCGAUGCUUUUAAAAUAUCUGAGGAGGAGAAAAGUAGUAGUGCUGGUGUUUGA
Messenger RNA from Durio zibethinus, 1365 nucleotides. NCBI's taxonomy places the organism in Eukaryota, Viridiplantae, Streptophyta, Magnoliopsida, Malvales, Malvaceae. The record is from RefSeq and is a predicted model, not a curated record.